CUAGUCACUAGUCGUCUCUAGUGUUCCCCCUCUCCAAAAGAAAAUUCUCCUUUCCCCUUUGACCCCAAAAGGAAUUGAGCAACAGAAGAGGAGGAAAAAAAAAUCGUUGCUCCGAUCUCGGAAAAAAAAUUGCUCCGCGAGAGGAAGAACGCGCGGGGGGAGAGAAAAAAUUCUAAAAAAAAAAUCUCUCACUCUUCCACUUCCUAAAAGCCACCUCCACCCAUCCCCCCUGACCCCUCCCUCGCCCCCUCCAGUGGCAUUGUUGUCAUCUUGUUCCCGCGCGCGCCAGAGACCGUAACGCACCCUCGGGAGUGUUUGAUAACCCGGACUUGGUCUCUGGGACACCCGUGUCGAGGCCCAGACCCAGAUUGCCCCAGCAGUUUGCCCCCGGCCCCAGUUGGUGUCACCGUGUUCUCCUCGUUCGUUUUUUUUGUUACGUUUUUCCGUCAAUUUCCCCGUUAAAAACGACGAGACUAAUCAUCAACGCUGACAAUUGGGGGGAGAGAGACACAGAGGGAUUCAAUAGAGAGGAUUUUAAAAAAAUCAUUUGUGUUGAGUUACCACACCUCAUUAUUUCGUUUCUCUCAUGAAAUACUGAGGGGAAUAAAAGAGGAGAAAAAAAAAAACACACAUCUCGGUUGAUUACUGAACGUACUUUGGGGAUUAGUUGGUGGUGGUGUGGAAUACGAAUCUCAAGAUGGCCGCUGACUCGGGAAUGGAGACGUGUCCGUCACCAGAAAUUGCGGACUCGAGGAAACGGCCCUUGGAUUGUGACGUGGAGAACGGGGCGACCAAAAGGUCUCAUUACGGCUCAGGAGGAGAUGGAAUGUAUCACCUCAAAGUGCUCGUCCCAGGGGUGGCCGCUGGUGCCAUCAUUGGGAAGGGGGGUGAGACCAUUGCACAACUGCAAAAGGACACUGAGGCCAGGGUCAAAAUGUCAAAGGCUCGCGAUUUUUAUCCAGGGACUUCCGAACGAGUCUGUUUAAUAACCGGAAGUGUCGAAGCCAUAAUGCAAGUUAUGGACUUCAUAAUGGAGAAAAUCCGCGAGAAGCCAGAUUUAACAGUGAAAACAACGGUGGACUUUGACUCGGGCAAGGCAACAGCCGAGAGAGACAAGCAGGUGAAGAUUCUGGUGCCCAACAGCACCGCUGGCAUGAUCAUAGGCAAGGCAGGGAACUACAUAAAGCAGAUUAAAGAGGAGUCUGGGUCGUACGUACAAAUAAGCCAAAAGGCCAAGGAUCUGUCGCUCCAGGAGCGCUGUAUCACCGUCAUUGGAGAGAAGGAGAACAAUCGCAAUGCACUUCUCAUGAUCCUAGCCAAGAUUGCUGACGAUCCACAGAGUGGUACUUGUCUCAACGUCAGUUAUGCUGAUGUCAGUGGUCCAGUGGCCAAUUACAAUCCAACGGGGAGCCCCUAUGCACAGGCACCAGCUACAACACCAACCUAUACGUCACCAGCUGGUCUCAACACCGUAUCUCUGCUGAACGGUGCAGGCCUCAGUCUAAACCUGAACCUGGGUGCAGCAAUAACGACCGGCACAGCCCCAGUGACAACUCAGCUGCUGGAGCACCUGAAACUCCACCUUCGUACCACUGGUUUCUCCGAGGCAGCAGCCACCGAGAUUCUCACAGCAGCUGCCACCCUCGCCAAGUACAACAUCCUGGGAAUGGGCAUAGGUGUGCCCUCGAGUGUGUCAUACCUUGGCAAUCCCAUCGACAGCACCACAUCAGCAAAUGGCUCCAACAACAAUGGUGGUGUUUUCGGUCCAAUUGGUACAGUACCAACAAUGGGAUCAACAUCGCCAACACCUCGCAACACACUCGACAGAUACGAGCCCUUCGAUGCAUUCAGGCAAAAUUCAACAGCUGUAUCAGCAAUACAUCUCAACAACAAUUCAUUUGGACUUGGAACAAAUCAAUUGUCACUCGUAAGUAAGAGCCCUAAUACAAUCGAGAUCAACAGCAAGGAAACCAAGAAAGUAGAUAUAGAAAUUGCUGAGGUUAUUGUUGGUGCUAUACUUGGACCCGGUGGUCGUUCACUCAUUGAGAUUCAGCACUUAAGUGGUGCUAAUAUACAAAUAUCUAAAAAGGGAAUGUUUGCACCUGGUACGAGAAAUCGUAUUGUCACUAUUACUGGAUUUCCUAAUGCCAUUGGUACAGCCCAAUAUCUCAUUGAACAGCGAAUCAGCGAGGAGGAGGCCAAGCGUGCGCGUCACAAUGCCAUUGCUGGCAUGAUACAUUGAUUCCAAUAUUUAUCAUAAAAUAUAUCAUGAGUUUAUUUGAGAUAUUUACGGAGGGAUUUUAUCCACAUAUUCCACUGGAUUACUGAGGAAUUAGAUGUGUUGAUAUAUUGAAUGGAAAACCUAAAUUUUAUCAUUGAAAUUGACAAAUCCCUGGGGAUAAAUUUUAUAAAUUUUUCUUUGCUCUUUCUCUCUCACAUUAAAACACUUGCAAAAAGAAUGGAAUAUAUUCACCAGAAUAAUAUUUUCAAUACAUGUUUUGAGGAUUUUCCAUUCAAUAAUUUAACACGUGAACAUUUAGUUUCUCGUUUUCCUUCACAUACUCUCAGAGAAUUUCUUUCAUGAAUUGAGUCACAUCUAGGCGCUUGUUGCAUUGCCCACAUCACCCAUUGAAUCGCCACUUUAAUUAUAAACUUUAAGAUUCUUAAUAUAUUAUAUUAAACAUGCAUAUAUACGUUGAUGAGGAUUACUAUACGAUUGUUCUGUGAUACACCACAUUGCGGGGCUUUAUCACACCUUUAACGAACAAAAUAACACAAGAGUCUAUUUCGAUGAUGAAUUUUGUGCUCGUGAAGACGGAGAAUGGUUGGACAGAUUUUAUUUAUAAUUAUUAAGAGAUUUAUCUUCUUCUGCCAGAGGUUUUCAAUACCAAAGAUACUUUGACCAGAUUAUUCCUUUCGUACGGUUUUUUUAAAUAUUAUUAUCGAGAGGCUGGCUGGCCCUGCCCCAUUCAUGAUUCUCAUGCCUCAUACAUAUAUAUUUUUUUUCCCUCUAUUUCUUCGGGUUCAAUCACUCAUUCAGUCCAGUCAUUUCUUCGAUCGAAGCACAAACUUGAGAGAGCUAUUUUCACUCUUCAGAUUCUUGUGUUUGAAUUCCAGUUGAUACAGACACACUAGAUUAAAAUUAUUGAAUCGUUGGGAGGAAGAAUAAUCGUCAGAUUUAAGUCAUUUAGGCGAGUGAGAGUUUCCCAGAUUUCCAGGCUGAUGAAAUAUUUUUUUAUUCAGAUGAAAAAACGAGUUUAGGGGGACGGGAGGGGAGACGAUGUGCGAGGAAUUAGAAUUUUUCUCUAGGGGAUAUGUGAUGUGGAGCCCAGAGUCCUCAGAUUCACUUGUGGAUCGAGUGGAUGUUCGUGGGUUUUAUGAGAAUAUUCCGUUAUUUAAAGUGUUUCUGUAAUUGAGGGAUAUGUUAUUUGGAGAUGAAAAAUCGUUUUUAAUCACUCAAUCACAGAAAAAUUUCGAUGCUGAAGGGCAAUGAGAGUUUAAAGAAAUAUAAAUGCAGACACUGUACAAUUUAUCGAAGAGUUCUAAAGGCGCUGGCUCACCGUAUUUCCAUCAAAAAAAUAUAUAUAUAAAAAUGAUUAUGAAUUUAAAACGAAUAUGAAUAACAAAUGAACUUGUAUAUUUAUAAAUAUGAAAUAUUAAACGAUAUAUGGAGGGAAUGAAGAAAGAAUUAUAUUAGAAUGAAUAAUGAGGUUUCAUUAGAUUAUUGUUGACACGAGGGUAAGAUUACUGACAUUAUUGAUACUUGCGUCCCGGAUUUAGAGUAUGAUUCAUGUUUUAAUUGUAUCGUUACCAAUUUCGUUUCUUUUUUAUUGUCUACCAUCACUGAGGGUUUUUUAGAUUUUUUUCUCCAGCCAAGUGGGGAAAUCGUUAUUUCCCCCCCGUUGUUAGAGUUUUAUUAACAAAUCAAUUUUAUGGAUGUAAUUAUUCAAAUUGUAGAUAAUCAUAAUUUUUUUAUGAACAUUCACCUCGAGAUUGAGAAUCGAGUCGUUUUUAUCUGAUUAUUAAGUACGAAGGGCAUCAUCACACUAGAUUUAGGGUAUGAAUUUGAAUAAAAAAAAAACACUUGGGUUACCUGAGGUUCAUCAAUCACUAGACAGAUAUUGGCAUCAUCCACUUAUCAACUGCUGAGUCUUAAAUGAAUUAGCGAUUACCAUAAAAAAUCAUCCUGUUUUUCAUAAUUUUUUUGUUUGCGUGAAAUUUGAUCAAGGGAAUGCAUUGACUCGUGAAAAACUAGGAGUGAAACUUUAAUCGUUUGCAGUCUUGAUUUUUUAUUUAACUAAACAAAAUGAAAUUUAACAACUCGUAGGUAGCCUUUGGUUUUAGUGUUUUGAAGAUAUUUGUUGAUUAAAUAUGACGUUUUUUAUUUAACAUUUUUAAAUUGAUUAAAGUAUUUCAGUCAAGUACGAAGAGAAAGUAGUUUAAUCAAUGAAAAUAGAACUUUUUUAAAGGGAAACAAAAAAAAAUUGUCUUGAAUUCAUUGAAAGAAUAUUUGUUUAUAGUCGUGUGAAAAAUGUAGACAAAUUUGUUUUGCGCAGGAAAAAUAGCUUCACGGCAAGGCAAUGUACGACGAGCAAGGACGAUUCGGAAAUGGAGCUUUCUACUGCGUACCUGACAGUAUUCACAGUUUGAACAAUAAUGGUUGAAUAAUUACACACACACACUGAACACGUUUAAUCGUGGCUCGUGAGUUCGCCAACCGAGAAUGCCGAGAAGCUGGUUUUCCUUCUUUAAACAGAGUCUCCUUGAACAUAAUUCAAUAGGUAAGCGUCAAAGAGAUGUGUUUACAGACAUAAAUUCCCACAAAUAGCUGAAGAAAGAAAAAAAAAAUGAGCAUUAAAAAUGUCGUGUGAGAAAUAUAUUCAACCAUUGGAGUUUAGAAUUGAAGAGAGUGAUGAAUAACAAAAUGGCGAACGUGAAGUAGCUUCAUUGACACCAAUAAAUGUCCUAAAUGUCGUGCACAAGAGAGAGAAAGAGAGAGACGAAGGGAAAAAAAACCCCGAGAAUAUCUGAUGGCUUUAAAAGAAGAAAAAAAAGUCAUUAAAAUUCAUUUGCCUGUCUGUGCAUGUCUCUUUGGUGAUUCUCUUUUGGAUAAAAACCUGAUGAAGCCCUGAAUAUUUCUACCAAUUGUAAUCAAAAUGAGCCUUUUUCAACGACUAACCUCGUUACAAACGUGAGAGAGAACGGUAGAUAAUACGUAUAGAGUAAAACACUUGAGUGAUGUAGCAUUAUUGGUGAAUUAUGCUACUUACGAGUUGUUGAAUGUUUAAAAGAUUAAAAUAUUAACAUAACGAGAGUUGUAGAGACGCCAUUAAUUGAUCGAUUGAACGCGAUUAUUUCCACAGAAUAUAUAUGGAAAAUGAAGAAUAUAUAAUGAUUAUGUUAAUAUAUGUAAACUAGCCAAAAUAUAUUAAAUAUUAAACGUAUACAAAGUAUAUUAGGAAAAUUCGCGUUCAAUUACUAUUCGUUCAAGUGUCGAAGGUUUAUUAAUAUAUUCAUAUUCAUUAAUAUAAAUUAUAGAGAGAAGAUAUGUAUGUUCAUCUAUAAUAUAUGAAGAUUCAUACACUGUUUGUGUAUGUAUAUAUGUAUACAUAACAAGUGGCAUGAGAUAAUUCAUCGAUUACAAACGUGCAAUUCGCCUAUUUUUUUUUUUUACAAUUUCCAUUAAUUUGUCGUUUCAUUCUGUCAAAUAUUUUUCUUUUUUUCUCCGUUCAUUCAUCAUUAUUGGACACGUAGUGGCAUAAAUUCUCCUCUCGAUUUAUUCAUCAACUCAUCAUUAUAAAUGUUGGAUUAGAGGUGACGAUUUAGGGAACAUUAAUUGUUAAAUUGAUAAUUUUAAAUGACGUAAUUGAUAAUUGAAUCAUUAGAGACACGUUGGGGAGUGAUUAGACAGGGACAGGUGUGUAGGAAUUGGUUAUUCGCCUCGAGUUCUCAUGGAAGAUGCACUAGUUUAUGUAUAAAAAUGUCGUGAUAAGGAACGAUCAAUUUUCAACAUCUGCAGUGAGGAAAAAAAAGAGACUAAAAACUUGCCAAUUGACAUUUCACUCGAAUUCUCCUUGUUUCGUUGGUAUCAUUGGUUAUUCGUUGUCAUUAGGGGUUUUUAAUGGGCUUUUUUUUCCUCAUUGCAAUUACCAUUACGCGUGACUCGGUCACGUAACUUGGCUGUGUGUUGCUAGGCUACAUCAUGAAUUCAUUGAAUCAUUUUCAAUCUAGUGUUGCCGAUUGAAUUUGAGGGGAAAUAUGAUAAUAGAUUGCAAUAGAAAAGAGAAAGAUAUAUAGAUAUAUAUAUAUAUACAUGCAUAUAACAGAUCAUGAGAAGAAUAUAUACCACAAUUGUCGAACGAUUGUGGCUCAAAUGCUUAUUUAAUUGACGUUAAAAAGGAAUUAUUAAUGAAAAAAAAAACAGAGAAAUAAUAGCUUGUAAUUAAUAAUAACAUGUCAUGCUCCAUUUAAAAUUACUGUGCCAUAAAAUUGUGCACUCAAACACUAUUUCCUCUCCCCUUCCCAUUAUCACUGAUGUACGUGACGUUAUUGUUAAAGUUUAUUCCACUUCAUUGUUGAAAUCAUGAGUUAUUUAUUUCGAGAAAAUAGAUAAAUUACGUUCACCUCGUUUUGAUUAUUAGAUAAUGGUGCUAAAUUCAUUAGAAUUCAACAAACAACGUCCACUAUUUCAAAAUCAUGAGUAAAUCCUCCAUUACACCGUUAACUCCCACAUAAUCAUGAUUAAAUUAAUGACUUCAUUGUCAUAACAAUCACAAGUGUCACAAAAAGUAUAAAUUAUACUCGCACGGAUUGACAAUAGCAACAAUUAUUUAUCAUUUAAAACAAACUAAUAAUUCAAUUGAUUCGAUGAAAAGACAUUUUUUUUUCAUAUAAAAUUUGCAUUAAUUACGCCUAAAAUUGACAUCACUCUAAUUGAUAAGAUUCAACAUCACUCGCGUUAAUGAAAAUUAUAAAUUAAUAACGUCCAAAGGGAAGUGUAAUCAGGACCUCAUAAAAUCAAGAAUGCAAAGUGUAAAAGUACGGCGAGAAGGGUUGUACAGAAAUUGUACGAAUGUUAAAUCCAUUUGGAAGUCGAUUUAGAUAGAGUAUUUAGGUUGUUAUUUUGGGGGUAAGGAUUUAUCGAGGGCUUUGAGGUGGAGAUGUGAAGGGGAUUUUAAAAAUAAUGAUAAAAAGAAUUAUGCAAUAUAUAAAUCCGGAUGAAAUCGUUGUUGUUGAGGUAGACAAGUAGCAGUAGCAGCUCGGGGAUAAAACAGAUAUUAAAUAUUUAAAAAAAAUGAAGGAAUAUUAAAAGUACCUUGUUGAGUAUAAGUAUAUGCAUAAAUAGCGUUUUAGUGGAAACAGAUAAAUGGCUAAACACAAGAUGAAUUAUUGAGUUGAAAAAACAUAACGUGUGAGCACGUUGAACCUCGCGCAGAGAUAAUACAUAUAUUAAAAUGUUCAUUAAAUAAGGAACGAUACAGAACAGAUUGCUGAGAGAAUACUAAAGACCCUGUGCUUUUCAUGUUUUUUUUUCCUUCUCCUCUUUCGUUUUUUUGAUCUUCAGAAUGCUCCCGAGGGUUUUUUAAAUUAUAAAUAGAGAAAAUAAUAACGAUAUAUCGAAAUUGAGCAGCUGGCUGCCAUCCAACCAGGGAAUCAUUCGUCACGAAUGCGAGUAUUGUACCUUACAUUCCUUUGGCUAUAACCGUAAUUUAAGGCAACAGGAUGAAAAAAAAAACGAUUUUAAAGAGUAUGAGAAAAAAACAAAUUAAUAAUGCACUCACUUGUGUGUCACGAUUCUAUCGGUAUCGUUCGCCUCACGCCACUCCCCGGUAUCACUAAAACGAAUAAAAAAUUCACGUUAUUUCAAUGAUAUUAAUCCAUUUUUUUUUUAUUUCAAUUAAAUUUCAUGAAUUUCAUCCCUAUGAAAAAUCAUCAGUCGUUUUGUUUUUGGGACUAGAUCGAAGAGUAGGAAAUGUAUAGCUCUUGAACCCUUCAUCGACAACCUUCAUUUUUUCUAGCAUUAAAUAGAGAAGUGUUAAGCACAAAUGAUAAAUGCCAGUGUUACGAGAAUCUCUCAUGAAAUGAAAUAUCCGCAAAAUGAAAUUCCGUCGAAAGGUUUCAAUAGAUAUAAACAAAAACGUUACGAUAAAUGUCCACAUGUUUUUUCCCCUCUGCAUUCGAUUAACUUGAAAUCGUGUGUUAAAAAAAAUGUUAUCGCUUGUAAUACCCAGACAAAUGCUUCGCAAGAGGUGAAAAUGAUAAUUAAAAUCAAGUGGUUCGAUAUAAUCAUCAUUGUAGAGAUACGAGAAACAAAAUAUUGAAUCGCAUUUUUAUCGCAAAAGUGCAUCGUUGUAAUUAUUUUAUUAUUAUUUUCUUCAAUCAUCCAUGUCAGAUCGUCACGUCGUGCAUAGAUAAAAGUUAACACAUCAGUUGAAUAAACAAAUUAAGGGUUUAAGACAUCACAAUCUUUUAUUUAUUCACGACUGAAAAUUUUUCUAUGGUAGAUUGAAAUAAGGAGAGUUCAUUCGGUGUUAAUUAUUUCGGCAAUUAAGGAUCGAUACAGGUACGAUAUUAUUAUUUCACUGUCUCCUUAUUUCAAUUGUCCAUCACAAUUUGAUAAUUUAUUUAAAAAAGCCAACAAAACGCACCCGCUUAUUUCCCAUUACUUCCCCAUUUAUUUUAUCAAGACCAUUGUAACAUCUUACGUGCGCCCACAUCUUCUCUUGGGGGUGAUAAUUGUUAUAAAGAAGAGUUUAGAUUGUAAAAUUAGUUACUAUUGAACAAAAAAAAAUGAUAAAAAACGAGUAAUGAAAUCUAAUAUUAUUCUUACAUUCUAACACAUUUAUUUGCAUCCAACACGAAUUGUUAUUACGUAUCAUCAUUUAUUUACUUUUUUUCCUUUUCUCUCGUCUUCUUUUUUUUUCUCAUUCAAUGUUAAAUAAUUAUAAAAUAAAAAGUAUAAUAUAUUAACUAUUUUCAUUCAUGAAAAAGAAAGAAAGAUUUAAAGAAAAACAAAAAGCAUCGUUACCUGUAUGACAAGUGAUCAUAAGAGCAUAAUAAACAAUCGCUCAUUAAAUGCAUUCUGUUGUUAUUCAUUUCACCAAUUACCCAGUUACCCAGCCACCAUCUUUAUCUCCAUGUUUUUUAUUCCAUUUAUCAACGUUUUAGGUCCGAAUGACAUCAUCAAUCGUAUUUUUUCAUGUUUUUUUUUAUUCAAUCGUCUUCUUCACCAACUUCAACUCUCUAUCAACGUUUCAGACAUUUUUUUACGUUUUUUUUUCUACUGAGGACGUGUUAGGAAUAAUGUUGUUGAAUAUUUUGUAGGAUUUUAAGUAUUAAGGGCUAUUGAUUUUUGUAAUUGUCCGGGGGAAUGCAAUGAGAGGAUGACGUUAUUUCGAUGUACUGUGCUGUAAUAAUUUUGUUGAGUGAAGUUCGUCUUCUUGUUUCAUUCUCUUGCAAAAUUUUUAAAUCCUAAUGUUAUUGAAUCAAAGUCAGGAAGCUUUUCAGGGACAUUUGUAAUUAAUUUUUCAUUUCACUGAUCAGUUUAUUAUGUUCAUCUUCCUGAUGUUUGAUUGUACAAAAAUAAUAUUGAAAUGUACAAAAUGUAUUGUAACUGAUGACAAAUUACUGCGUAAGUUCCAGAUUUAAUGGCAAUUAAUCAAAGAAUAAUUGAUAAAACCGAACUUAUCAUUGUAUUUGUAGAUAAAUAAUUGUCACGAGUUAUAACGACAUAUCUUUGAACUGUAAAUAUACGAAUCUGCAUUGUUCAAAUAUUUCGCCCACCAGAUUUUCCAGUGAUAGAACGAAUAAUUAGAGCAUUCCAUUGAAGAGUCUAGACUAAAUUUAAAAAAUAAUAAUUAUGAGAUGACAAACGGAACUAGUCAAUAGUUAAGUGAAUGUAUUUUUUUAUGAAAACAAAAAAAAAUAUGAAAAAAAUAAAAAUACAUUAUUGAAAAAAAAUAUGUCGAGUCUGUGCUGACAGAUUUGGAAACAAAAUCAUGUCCACUCAGCUCUGAAAUUGAUAAAUAUUAGGAGAAUGAAGGUAAGUUAAUUCAUUUGUUGAGCCAAAUAAAAGAUAUUUAAUUUC
Messenger RNA from Diachasma alloeum, 10087 nucleotides. It is a transcript of the gene pasilla, whose product is annotated as RNA-binding protein Nova-1. Gene Ontology annotation, cellular component: nucleus; cytoplasm. Gene Ontology annotation, biological process: mRNA splicing, via spliceosome; regulation of alternative mRNA splicing, via spliceosome. Bases 698 to 2242 code for a protein of 514 amino acids. NCBI's taxonomy places the organism in Eukaryota, Metazoa, Arthropoda, Insecta, Hymenoptera, Braconidae. The transcript is spliced from 5 exons. The record is from RefSeq and is a predicted model, not a curated record. Gene Ontology annotation, molecular function: mRNA binding.